Messenger RNA from Rhagoletis pomonella (apple maggot), 8171 nucleotides. RefSeq lists its product as uncharacterized. Gene Ontology annotation, cellular component: nucleus. The record is from RefSeq and is a predicted model, not a curated record. Lineage: Eukaryota; Metazoa; Arthropoda; Insecta; Diptera; Tephritidae.
UGUGUGUGUGUGUGCGUGCGUGUGCCACAGAGUUGGCAGUGGCAAAACGCGCAGAAACGAAUGUUGAAAAUAUUCGAAAUUUAAUUGAAUUGAGUGGAAUAUUUCUAAUUCAGUUAAAAGCGUAAUGCAUAAGUGAAUAAUUUGCCGAAUUUGUGGAUAGAGCUAAUAAGAAAAUGUGUAAUUGAUGAAUUAAACAACAAAAUUGAAAGCUUUGAACCCAAUUGAGGGGAUUUUGUAUCGAAAAAUUUUAGUGGAUGUGGAAAGAAGAAAACGGAAAAAGAAGUAUGUGUGUAAAUGUGCUCGAGCUUCGAGAAGUGAAGAGGGCCUUUAAAAGCAACAUUUCACUCAGCCUUCUAGCGUAACUACAAAUGAGCAUGUGCGAAAGAGAUAAAUAGCGAGCUAUCGUUAACGACAGCAAACGGAUAUAAAUCAUGAAAAAAUAGAAAAGGUGUAAAGAAGAAACUCGAACAAAGUGGCUGAGAAAAAGAAAUUGAACAAAUGAGCGGAGUGAAGUGUGUGUGAGUGGGAGAAGUGGAACAAACGGAAUUGUGAAAGAAAACAUAAAAAUAACUAUUCCAAAUGCAGGAAGCGUCAACAAAAUGGAUAAUAAAACAAUACAAUUGGAUUUCAAAUUACUGGUAGGGCAGUCGUUAAAUCUGCUCGACAGUCUCGACACAGCAUCCCGAUGCGAUGCUCUGCACUAUCUUUUGCGUACGCUGAAAUGCAAGUACCCUGAGUCUUGUGAACGGGUGGCGAGAUCUGUUUUCCCGCAUUUCACCGAUGAGUUUGCCAGUUCUACAAAAUCGGCUCAAAAGAAACAAUUGCAGCUGCAGCUAUUGCUCACUGCCAAAAAGGAAGAGAUUAAAACGGAGGAUGAAGGCUCCACCGAUCUGAAUCAGAAUUUCGAGAAGAUCCUUUGCAAAGAGGAGCUCAUGUGCCUCGAUGAGGACGACGAAGAUGCGGACGAUGAUGCUGAAAUUGCCGCUAAUACUGAAGCGAAUGACGCCGACGCAGAGAAUCCGUCUUCCAAUAAUAGACCCUUGCACUACAACAGCGUGUGCGUUAACAAACGAGAUCCGCUGGAUCUAAUACCCUCGUCCAUUAUCGAUACGCGACACCUGACGAAAGCAAAAUAUCGCACCUCCUACCCGCAAACAAUUUUCGGCGGCGGCAGUGAAGGGGCCAGUGCACGUCUUGGUAGUGACGACAGCAAUAACAGUUGGGAUGUACUAGCGGUAUGUGAUCAAGCGAAAAGCUUAUCGCGUCUUCAUAGCAGAAACAAUAACCACAAUCAUUUUACGAGAUUGCUUAGCGAAGAGCUCGUGCCUAGCAGUGGAGUGCGAGGUAUUCGGCUUGCGAAAACCGAAGAUGACUACUUUUUCUACCCGGACAAUGAGUGGACCAUACACUAUCAUCACAGUACGGGUGAAUUUAGUGUGCGAGCCUACAAGAAGCUCUUUCGUUUUCGUCUACAAACCGCACUAUGUGAAGAGCAUAAGCCCUUUUUAAAGAAAUUCUAUAAGAAUUUUAUUGCCUCCGGUCAAUUGAUGGGGACGAGGCCUCCACCUCAUGUGCUACAAGCUCUGCGCGAGCAACGUCGGGAAGAGUGGCAACAACUUCAUCAGCGUAAAUUGGCCGCAGCCGCUGCUGCAGCUGUGGCGAAUGCACAGAGACGGCGUCUUUUGCCAGCGAUCAGCUUCGAUUCGGAGCAGGAGUCCGAAUCUGAGUCGCAAAUGUCAUCGUCAGUAGCUGCACAAGAUAUCUUGAAAUUCGAGGAGAUCAUUGACGAGGGUGUAGGCGCUGGACGUCUGAUGCAUGGCAUGGAAAUCGAGCCGGAUAUCGAAGAUGCUUUAGGCGGCGGCAGCAGUGCCAGCGGUAGUGGCCAUAGCAAUAGUAGCAAUGGCGUGGCUGGCAUAGAUUUGCGAACACUGGUUGCUACAACACCUGAAAGUGUGUUGACAAUGGCGACAACUACAAACAAUACGAACACAGCUUCUUUAGUGGGUGGUGAGAGCAUAGGAAGUACAAGUUUGGGUGGUAUCAGCAACCAUUUACAACAUAACCAACAGCAGCAACAAGGAAACAAUAGCCUUGUGAUAAAUGGCCUUACAGCAAGCAAUAAUUUAAGUAACCUUAGCUAUAACAGUCAGCAAUUAGCAAAUAUUGUUGGUGAUCUUCCAAGUUUGGCUCCUAAGGAGCAAAAACAGCAACAGUUGCAAAGCAUCAGUUUACAAAACGAACCGCGAGGUCGCCUAUCACAACAUCAACACCACCAAAACUUUUCCAAGCAAUAUUUGCAAGAGCAAACUGAUCAGCAGCUUCCGAGCUCCCUAGCUUUUCCGGCAUUUAACGAUGUAGCCCGUGAAAGUAUGACAAGUGCAGCCGGGAUGCCGACAUUGGAUAAUGGCAACAAUAGCAGUAUCACCAUUAACACCCACGGCAGCAAAAAUGGCCCGAUGCUUUUGGCAGGAAUAAAUAACAGUAGUAAUAGUAGUGGCAGUGUUGGUGACGCUGGCGGGGAUGCUUCGAUAAUAAAGCCAAUAUCCGAAAGUCUCCACAACAAUGUGUCGAGGGCGAAUCAGGCACACUUUCUUGCUCACCAGCAACAACAACAACUAGAGCAACAGAGGCUAAUAUUGCAUAAUCAAAAGCGAGAUGCUCCGCAACAGCAGCAGCAGCUACACACACAUCCCUUAACAUUAUUGGGUGGCAUGGCUGAGAACGCUCAACAACAGUUGCAGCAGCAACAGCAAGAGCAAUUGCAACUGCAGCAGCAGCGUAUGCAGCAGCAGAACUCGGCAACCGCUGUAUUCAUAAACAGUAUUGACAACAUACUCGAGGGUAGCAAUUUGACCGGUGUGGCACAACAAAAGCACUCACAGCAAAAUUUCCAUUCAGAGCUACUAACGCACUCGCCUACACUGCAGGAGCAGGGUUCACAGCAAGCUGCACUGUCGGCACACGUGCAAUUGCAGCAACAGCAACAUUUACAACGCACUAUGCCAAUGUUACAUGCGCAUUCACAGCAUUCGAACGCACUGCAACAUCAGCAACACCUACAAUUACAACAGCAGCAAGAACAAAUCGCCAGUACAUCUUCCGGUUGUGCCGCAACUACUCCGCCAGCAGUAACAGCGGGUACCUCUAUGGCCAUGAAUAGUGCGCUCUCUGCAUGCGUAACACCAACCAGUGUAAUGGCUGGUGUUUCCGCAACCGCAUCCACUUCGGGUUCAAUUUCGUCGAACUCAUUAAAUGUUUCAUUAGGUUUGGAUGAGAAUGAUUUGUCACACGACGAUGAUGAUGAUGAUAUGGACGAGCAUGAUUUGGACGAUAUAGAAUCGAAGCAGCAGCUUAUUGAUGGCGGUAGUAGCAGCAGUACUUCGCUGCAAGCACCACCUAUUAGUUUGGGGGUAGGUGGAGCAGGUGUUGCCGGUGCUGGUAUAAAGAAGGCGAAGCCUAGCUAUCAGUGCUUGCAGUGCCCCAAGUCGUAUCGUAAACGCAAAUCACUGUUGGACCACUAUAAGAUUCAUCCGGGUUUCUGCCAUGAUUGUGGACAACCGAAUGGUACAUCGCUGGAGGAAAUUAUUCAUCACAAUCGUACCAUACAUGCCAAGGAGUUUCCCUUCGUUUGUGACACAUGUGGCGAAUCUUAUUCACGUCGUCAACAAUUCCAUGCCCAUGUUGAAUCUCACAGCAAGAAAGAGUUCAAAAGUGAGUGUGAGUCCUAUUCUUGCAUCGAAUGUGCCCAGAAGUUUCCUCACAAGAAACUGCAUCAGCAACACUUGGAUACAACCGGCCACAAGGCAGACGGUGCUAUUUGUGAGGUUUGCGGGGCGGAUUUCCCUUCGAAGAAUGCCCUCUAUCAGCAUAUAAUACGUGUCCACAAAAAAGACAACUUUUUCGAGUGCCACAUUUGUCAGAAUCGCUUUACUUUGAAGGCGAACUUGGAGCGCCAUGUACAGCUGCACACGGAAGUGAAACGAACUUACGUUUGUGAUAUAUGCGGUUCAUCUUAUUUUACAUAUCCAGCACUAAAGGAUCACCACAGCAAUGCCCACACCGAUGCAUCGGAGUGUAAAUGUACUUUAUGCGGUAAACGUUUCGGCUCGGUGAAAUCACUUCAGCGACACUUGCCAUCACAUUCAGAGGAGAGGCCGCACUGCUGUUGUUACUGUGAUCAGACCUUCAAGUGGAAAACUCAUUUGGUGCGCCAUAAGCAAACCGUUCAUGGUAAUCAACCAUCGCCGAAGAAAGUAAGACGUUUCGCCAAGGAUGAAGAAAUGACACCAACGCCAGACAUGCCGGGCCCUCCACCCGCUAAAAUUGCGAAAAAAUCCAACGCGAGCAAAACAAAGCAGCAGCAACAGGCGAACCAACAGAAUCCGCCACAGCAGCAGCUACAAAGAGGUGUGAGUAGCGUAUCCACACCUCCGCCAUUAUCAACCACACCAGGCACAUUACAGCAGGAUUCGUUUAAUGCUUCAAUGAUUAGCAAUAGCAGUUCCCAAUCUUCAACUGCGUCAGCAUCGGCAUCACAGCAUUCGCUGUCAACCAAUGAAUCUCAACAAAAUUCCAUGUACACUCAAAGUUUCAACGCCGAAAAGUUGGUCGGACAUCAAGCACAGCAACAACAACAACAACCGCAGCCAACAUUGUCUCAGCCACAGCCUCAACAUUGUAAUCCAGCUGUUGCAGCAGCGGCUCAUCACGCACAACAACAACAAAUUCAGCAACUUCAACAGCAAAGACCAACGCCGCCACCAGCACAGCAGCAACAUCAACGUCGUACGCCUAAUACACCCAGAAAUACCACACCGGAUGGUAAUGUGAGUAGCGGCAGUGUCGGAAUUGGCGUUGGCGUCGGUGGCAACAGCAAUGUACCCGGUAGUAAUAUUCUGUCGCGUCUGAAUAGUUUCGGUCCACCUUCCGGGGCCAGUGGCGUUAGUAACAUAACGGGCGGACCAGAGUUUCGAUUUGAUCCAAAUCAUGCUGCGUCUGCAGGUUCUAGCAGCGCUAGCGCUUACCAACAGCAUCAACUAAUCAACCAGUAUCAACAACAACACCAUCAACAACAACAAGCUGCCGCCUCAGCAGCUGUAGCACAACAACAGCAGCAGCAACAUCUGCGCAGCCAUACACCACAAAGUCCGCAUCAACCACAUCCGCAGCAGGCACAGCCACAUUUUACAUCGCCACAUCACAUGCCUGCCACACAACAACAGUUGCAUCAUCAUCAACAGAUGUUGCAUCACCAGCACCAACUGCAGCAGCAGCAACAACAACAACAACAACAACAGCAGCAGCAGCAGCAGCAGCAUCGCCACAAUCAACAGCGUUCGCCACAUCACGCCACUCCUACUCAACAGCUGCAACAACAACACCACCAGCCAUCACACUCACCACAACGUGGACGCUUGCAAUCACCACAACCACAGCAAUCGCCAUUGCAGCACCAACAACAACAACAACAACAACAACAAUUGCAACAACAGCAUCAGCAACAGCAGCAAUAUGCGUUACAGCAACAAUCAAACGAGCCGCCAUGGGCUAAUAUUGGAUUUGCCGGUGUCAGCAUGCAGCAGCAACCUCAGCCGCAGCAACAACAGCCCGCGGCACAACAACAACAACAACAACAGCAGGGCACUGUGGGAGGCACACCUGGUGGCGAGCUCAAAGACAAGUUCUACAUUGUUGAUGCUCCCGAUUUCCUUGGGCUUCCCCUGAAUGUGGGCUCCAAUGGCAGUGCAACAGGAGCCUCAACACCAAACUCACUUUCUCAGCAGCAGCAGCAACAACAACAACAACAACAACAACAGCAGCAGCAGUCCCCAGGGGGUGCGAGCAGUGGUGUCACCAACAAACAGCAGGAACCAGCGAUAGGCGGAGAACUAAUUAGUUUUCAGAAUAUUUGGCCAACGCCUGGUUCGACUACGUCGCAAAUGAUGUUCGGAAGCAGUACGCAACAGCAACAGCAGCAACAACAACAACAACAACAGCAGCAGCAACAACAACAGCAAGCCCAAAACAGCGCACAAAGUGGACAAGCUGGCGCCAUUAGUGCUGCAAGUGUUGGCUCCACCGAUCCACAUAACUACAAUAAUAUUGGCAGCAUACUCACGAAUCUCAUUGAUACCAAUCCAACUUCAAUGGAAUACAACUUUGAUUUAAUGCAGCCGGGCGCUGCACAAAUGGGCGUUUCACAAUCGCAACCACAACAACAUCAGCAAAGCCCACUUUCAGCCCAUCAGCAGCAGCAACAGCAGCAACAACAACAGCAACAGCCACAACAACCACAACAUCCGCACUCCGCUCAUCAACAGCACCAUUCGCACCCACAUCAGCAUCAGCAACACCAUAGCGCAGCAGCUGCAGCGGCCGCAGGCAAUUAUGGGGCAGCUAGCUUAAUGCGCCACACUAGCAUAUAUGGGUCUCCAAGUGGCGCUUCUCUAUAUGACACUAGCGCUGCCGCUGCUGUGGCUGCGCAUCAUCACCAUCACCUGCCUUCUCAUCACCCGAGUCUAGUGGAGUUGUCAGAGCAACAACAAAAGAAUAGUUUUCAACCAUAUCACCCACAUGCAUCUUCCCAUUCGCUAAGUGGACACCAUCCACUUGCGCCGACUGCACAUCAUCCGCUUGCACCGCAUUUGUUGCCGCCGCCGCCGCCGCAUGCGAGCAUAUACGAUCGCGGCGUUAGUGGUGGUGGGUAUCCUACGAUGCUGAUGGGCAGUGGUCCCGGUAGCGGUGGCGGUGGGGAAGAACAAAAAACUGUAUUACCGCCAAUCAGUGAUUACAUGCAUCACAUACAACAACAACAACAUUUGCAGUCACAACACCCACAACAACCGGAUCUGGUUUACUAUCCAGUGAAAAAUGAAUGACAUCUAAAGUAGGGCGUAGCGAUGAGUGUGGGAAUAAUUGGAGGUGAGCAACAACAGAACUGCAACACAAACAGCAGUGGCAUAAGUUCUUACGCUGUAUCGAAACGGCACCACCCAUACCAACAACUGCCACCGCCAUCGUUCAGACAUUAUCACAAUAAUAAAGGCGGGGAGGUGCACUUACAUGCACAACAACUGCAGCAUCAUCACUUUCAGCAUCAUCAACAACCGUCGACAUCAUCACACGCUUGGUGGCAUGCAGUAACCGCGCUUGGCGCAACUCCACCCGCAACAACGCCACUAGCUGCAACAGCCAAAGUUGCUGCGGGCGCUGGAGAAGGUGAACUAGGUGAAGUAGGUACAGCGUUAGAAGAAGUUAAUCGAGCGCCAGCUACAUUUGCAUCAACCGCAACUAAGGGAGGCGGACAUUUCUUCUAAGCGUAAGUUAGGAGUUGCAAAAAGCAACAGAUGUUAUUACAUAUAAGAAGAAAAAAUAAAAAUAAAACAUAGAUAUAUAUAAACAUAACCUUAUAAAUAUAAUAGUAGCUAGGAUUAUACAGCCUGCAUAUAAGACGCGCAAAGAAAGCGGUAGCGAGUUUUAAAAUUAGCAUAUUUUGCAAAAUGUGUUUUCUCUUUGGAAAGCAUAUACUUUUUUUCGUUUAAAAACAGGUUACGAAUAGGUUUGUAAAUAAUUGACGAUAAAUAAUUUUUUCCCCUAACACAUAUUAGUUCGAAAUCAGGUCUUCGAACUUAAACGCCUUUAAGGACCAGCAUCGUACAUGCGAACACAUAAAGAAGGAAUGAGAAACGCAAGCAUACACAUACAUACAUAUAUUAAAAUGCGUAUUGCAUAAGUUAUGCAAAAAAAUACAUACAUAUAUCACAAAUUAUAGCUUAUAAAAAUCGUGUAAAUAUCAAAGAAAAAUUUAAAGAUAUAUAAAUAGGCUUUAACUACACAUUAUUACAAACAUAUAAGUACAUCCAUACAUUUUUAAAAAGCUCGCGAGCGCUUGAUCCUCAACCGAUGAGUUAUAUCAUACAUCUGAUCAGCUGCAAAACAGGACCAUUGUACAGUAAGCAGGCAAAUUAAUAUGAUGGCAUUUUAAAGUUUGCCAUUGAAUGGAUCUUAUCAAGGAUAUUUACGUAUGUAUGUAUGUACAUAUGUAUAUAGUAUUUGAAGUACAUAGAAUGAAAAAACAUACACAAAUAUGUAUGUAAGUACACAAGCUUUGAAAAAGUGUGCAAGUUCGUUUGAUUGAAGAUUAAGUGAAAACUAAAUUUGUGUAUGCACAA